AUGCUGUCUCCAAAUGAUAAAAAGUUGGAAAAGCUGGAUCCGUUUUACCGGCCUUCAGUGGCCAAGCAGAAGACCAGUGCAGAGAUCAUAAGUGAGGCCCGAAAUGCAUUAAGAACAGUAAGGACCCAAAGACCAUAUACACCACAGGAAGACCAAAGGAAACUAUUUGGGCCUGCCUCUUCGAGGACAUCAGAAAAUAGACCCCCUUCCUCCUUCAGUCUCUAUGCGUCCAGUUUUGAGUCCUCUGAUUCCAGGUCCAUCUCUGGUACACGCCUCAGCCCACUAGAGCUUAAACCGAAAGCCCCAGCAUCUCCCACCACGGAGGAGGAUCCCUGCCUUUCUUUUCCUAAACCCCCAGUGGACCCUGCGAAGAUUAGAAGAAUAAGCAGUGCCCGGGCGCGCUUAUUCAGGGCGGCCUCCCAGGGGCCUCUUCUGCCAGACAGGACCCUUCCUCCCGCCGAGCGAAAGAAGACAGUGGAAUCCAAAGAAACAGUUAGGAUGGGGAACUCUAUGAUGAAAAUCAAUGGGAUUUAUGUGGCAGAAUCAAAGGCUAUUGGCCUCGUGAAGAGCCGCCUGCUUCAGCCAACAGAUGAGGGAGGCCUCAGUGAAGGCAAGGAACAGGAACUGUUCAAAGGGACAACAUCUUUGCCAUCUCCUCUCAGAAACGGAGGGGACCAGGUGAAGGGGCGUUCGAGGGCCUACUCAUGCCUCAACAGCUCGGACCCGAGCAGGCCGCAAACCAAAGCAGUCUCAAAAGCUGGCUUGCAAGUAAAGGAUACAGAAAUGGGAGCAGACGAUGUCUUUUGGAAUACAAGGAUCAUACCAAUUUUGAACAAGUUAGAAAAAGGAGGAGACAUUGAAAUGGUGUGUGCUGCUUGCACACAACUUCAUCACACUUUAGAGGAAGGAAACAUGCUUGGAAAUAAACUUAAGAGAAGAAAUAUUCUCCUGAAGACGCUGUAUAAACUAGUUGAUGUUGGUUCAGACCCACUCAACCUUAAACUUGCAAAAAUUAUUCUAGCACUUAAAGUGAGUAGAAAGAAUCUCCUUAAUGUCUGCAAACUUAUAUUUAAAAUAAGCAGGAAUGAGAAGAAUGAUUGUCUGAUUCAAAACGACAGCAUUCUGGAAUCACUAUUGGAGGUCCUGAGAAGUGAAGACCUGCAAACUAACACUGAGGCUUUUUUAUACUGUAUGGGGGCCAUCAAAUUCAUUUCUGGAAAUCCAGGGUUUCUUAAUGAAAUGAUCAGCAAAGGUGCUGUGGAAGUAUUGAUGAAUUUGAUAAAGCAGAUAAAUGAGAACACCAAGAAAUGCAGUACACAUUUGCCUAAUUCAGGUCACUUGUUAGUCCAGAUGACUGCUACAUUGAGAAACUUGGUUGAUUCACCACUAGCAAGAAGCAAGUUGCUGAGUGUCGGUGCCAUUGCCCAGCUCUGCACAGUGAUGGGGCAGUUCAUGAGUGACAAGGACGUGUGCACCAAUAUUGCCAGAAUAUUCAGCAAACUUACUACCUACCAUGACUGCUGUGUCACCUUGGCCAACGACUCCAGAUGUUAUGCCUUGUUUUUAAAUCUGAUAAACAAAUACCAGAAGAAACAGGACUUAGUUGUUCGUAUCAUUUUCAUUCUUGGCAACCUGACAGCGAAAAAUAACCAGGCUCGUGAACAGUUUUUCAAAGAGGACGGGAGCAUCCCAACUCUGCUGUCCUUAUUCCGUACGUUCUACAAACUGGAUCUGCACCCCAAGAGACGAGCUGGUGAAGGAGAUGAGCAGCCCAAGGAACAGAAGCUGCAGCCUCAGGUGGAGGACGUGCUCAUCAAGCUGACCCGCGUGCUCGCCAACCUGGCCAUUCACCCGGGCAUCGGGCCGGCCAUGGCUGCCAAUCCGCACGUGGUGGGCCUGCUCCUCACCACGUUGGAAUACAAGUCAAUUGAUGAUUGUGAGGAGCUGGUGAUCAAUACUACAGCAACAAUCAACAACUUAUCUUACUACCAAGUGAAGAAUUCCAUAAUCCAGAACAAAAAGCUACAUAUUGCUGAAUUGCUUUUAAAGCUUCUUGUGAGUAAUAACAUGGAUGGAAUCCUGGAGGCGGUGCGUGUUUUUGGAAAUCUCUCCCAGGACCAUGACAUCUGCGAUUUCAUUGUGCAGAAGAAUGUACACAAGUUCAUGAUUGCGCUGCUGGAUGCUAAGCAUCAGGAUAUUUGCUUUUCUGCCUGUGGCGUUCUUCUAAAUCUCACUGUGGAUGAAGACAAGCGUGUCAUCCUAAAAGAAGGAGGCAGCAUUAAAAAGUUAGUGGAGUGUUUAAGAGAGUUUGGUCCUACUGAUUGGCAGCUGGCCUGUUUGGUUUGCAAAACGUUAUGGAACUUCAGUGAAAAUAUUACUAAUGCUUCAUCGUGUUUUGGAGAUGAAGACACCAACACACUCUUAGUGCUGCUCUCAUCAUUUCUAGAUGAAGAAUUAGCACUGGAUGGCAGUUUUGACCAAGAUCUAAAAAACUAUCACAAACUCCACUGGGAAACAGAAUUCAAACCUGUGGCACAGCAGCUUCUAAACCGAAUUCAGACUCACCAUACCUUCCUGGAACCCCUGCCUAUUCCUUCUUUCUAA
Pteronotus mesoamericanus is the source of this 2604-nucleotide messenger RNA. RefSeq names its product armadillo repeat containing 2 (gene ARMC2). Bases 1 to 2604 code for a protein of 867 amino acids. The transcript has 17 exons. Lineage: Eukaryota; Metazoa; Chordata; Mammalia; Chiroptera; Mormoopidae. The record is from RefSeq and is a predicted model, not a curated record. Gene Ontology annotation, molecular function: protein binding. Gene Ontology annotation, biological process: sperm axoneme assembly; cilium organization.